GUUUGUUAAUGCUUGUGGCUUGAGUGUGUUAUAAACUGCCGUGUCGCGGGGCAUAGGCUGUAUUCUCCCCCAGUGUACGCGUUUUGUUCCCGCCGUAGACUAUGCAGAGUGCCGUCGGAAAGAGGACUGCUAUUAUUCUUUUAUUGCUUAUGUGGGCCGCCAUCGGUAAUAGUGCAACACCAAGGCAACCCGUGGUCACGGCGUGAAUGAAUCCACCUCCAUGACCCAAGGCCAAAAAUCAGAUUAAUAUACUGACCAUUCAGAGAAUGGCCUACCAGAUAUUAAACUGAUAAGAACAGAUACUACACUUGAUCUUAGCCAUUAGGCCGAGAAGCGAUAAAGAACAAGCGUUGCCAUGAUAGGCAUCGUCCACACACCGUAACUGCUUGUGGAGCAUGUCACGUUACUGUAAAGCUUACAACUGUCACCGCGUACGGAUGGACGGCGACAUAGUAAAAAUCACGGCUGUUGAUUUAGCCGUAGGAUGGAGAGCGACUGUAGCGAGUGGAUGGUAACUUACAUGAAUGCUAACAAAGGCGACGAUACUAAGUGCGUGAUAUUACUUUCCAAUAUGUCUGCGUACAUUCCGUUUAUCAACGCAUUACGCCAGAACGUGCGCGCGCGUUACACAGUAGACCAUGCAGCCGAAAUGCGACAGUGCGACCCUGCCAGGAGUCGAACCUGGAAUCCCCUGAUUCGUAGUCAGAUGCCUUAUCCAUUGGGCCACAGGGCCAUGCUUAUGACUUCGCCCCAUCGUCAUUUUGGCUUGCGCAUUCGUUUUACUUACGACAGAAUUCUUCGUGUUUGUAGCCAUGAAAGAAAGGGACUUCUGUGAGUGAAUUUUUUUACUGUGGUCUAAUAAAAAAGUCGAAACGCAGUGCCCAAUAUAUGAAUUGCUCCUAAUAGCCGGAAACAGGCCGUGUCGAUGAUGUAGGCCGACAUACGCAACGCAAACCAAAGAACGCUUUAUGAAAAUCCUAACACGAGCGCGGAAGAAGCCCAAAUUAACAGACUAGAUGUAAUGCUGAAGACCUCAAACUCCAGCAGCUUCUCUUGCAGACUAUUGCGUCGUACUACAAAUAAAAAUUAACAUGCUUUCGCAUAGUCGCGGCACCCAAAACGGACAUUAUACGAUGUACAGAAACACACAUUUCUGUUUUCGCGCCAAAUCAAUUCCCGGGAGUGGUACUUUUACGUCCGCAUACUUCGCACCGUCUUAAAUUAUAUCUCAUUUACACGGUAAUGUUUAGUAUACUUCUACUGUGAUAACAAGCAUCGUUUAUCGUUGGAUUGUUGUAAGAAAACAUUAAAAAUGAGUGAAGCAGCUUCUCCAAAGAAAAUCGCACCCAAGAAGAAACCUGCUGCAAAGAAGACAGCUGAUCACCCUAAAUAUGUGGACAUGAUCAAGGCUGCUAUCGCUACCCUAAAGGAACGCGGUGGUUCAUCUCGCCAAGCUAUUACAAAAUAUAUUCAUGCAAAUUACAAAGUUGCUGAAAACUCAGAUCAUCAUCUGAAAAUGGCUCUUAAACGAGGAGUAACAUCAGGCGAUUUGAUUCAAACUAAAGGCACUGGUGCUUCUGGAUCAUUCAAGCUAGGUCAGGUAAAAAAAGAAAAACCUAAGAAAAAGGCCGCAGCAAAAAAGCCAACGGCAAAGAAGCCUACUGCAAAGAAAAGUACACCAAAAAAGAAGCCAGCAAAGAAGAGCACGCCAAAGAAAGCAGCAAAGAAGCCUGCCACAAAGAAAGCCUCGGCUAAGAAACCAGCAGCUAAGAAACCCACAAAGAAGCCUGUUGCUAAAAAACCUGCAGCAAAGAAGGUCAAAAAGACUCCCAAAAAGGCAGCAAAGAAGACCGCAAAAAAAUAAUUUGUGUGUAUCUGGCUAUUACAUUAACAAACGGCUAUUUUUAUAGCCACACAUUUACAAAAAAAACAUUAUCUUGGUACAAAGUUAAACUUGUUUAAGUCACUUAAACAGUUAAAAAAGAGUAAAUUUAAGAUUAGAUUCCCUAAGUUUAAGUAUUUUCGUUUUUAAAUUUCUUAUUUUCUUGCUUUUACUUUUCUUGCCCUUCAUAUUUU
Messenger RNA from Hydractinia symbiolongicarpus, 2076 nucleotides. Its product is annotated as histone H1-delta-like. The record is from RefSeq and is a predicted model, not a curated record. Lineage: Eukaryota; Metazoa; Cnidaria; Hydrozoa; Anthoathecata; Hydractiniidae. The transcript has a single exon. Gene Ontology annotation, biological process: negative regulation of DNA recombination; chromosome condensation; nucleosome assembly. Gene Ontology annotation, molecular function: double-stranded DNA binding; structural constituent of chromatin; nucleosomal DNA binding. Gene Ontology annotation, cellular component: nucleosome; nucleus. Bases 1313 to 1864 code for a protein of 183 amino acids.